Molecule: messenger RNA, 1791 nt
Organism: Neocloeon triangulifer
Lineage: Eukaryota; Metazoa; Arthropoda; Insecta; Ephemeroptera; Baetidae
Exons: 2
Coding region: 133-741 (202 amino acids)
Source: RefSeq, a predicted model, not a curated record
CACCGGCAGUUCACCUUUUUCUUUCCAUAAUUAUCUCACUAAAAUUUCUGUUUUUAUUGAAAGUCCCCCAAUAAAUAUCGUUUAAUUAAAUCACAACAUACCUUUCUAACAAAAUAUCAUACACACGUAAAAAUGGACCAGCCACGCGGUCGGGGUGCCAUCUCAAAAUCUAGCACCGAUGGUGGUGGUAUUCGUCAGGCGUCUAAAAAUGCUGAUAAGGACGUUGCUGAAAUCGCCAAAGUGUUGAGCACCCUAGAUGUGAAAGGUGAGUCUGCAGUGCCUUUGAUGGUAAACGCUGCUGUGCAGACGUUGGAGAGUGAUUUCCAUGAGAAAAGUUCUGAUGGAGUGAAGAGGAGGAGGCCUCGCAACCGACGCCGCAAGAAACGCGCAUUCCAAGAAAAUCAGGCAGCUUCUUCUGACCAACGUGCUCCUGAUGAAGGCACUGCUAGUGUCUCAAGUGUCCAGCCCAGAAAGUCUCCACUUCCGAAGAGAAGAUUCCCUGCAACUUCUGCCCAACCCAAUGUAACAGGACCAAAAGCAAAAUCUGCGCCCAUCAAGCAGCACAACUCUGCAGGAAAGAAGACCCCAAUAAGGCAGCCCUAUCAAAGACACUAUGCUCAUUAUGGUGUUGACCCUUCAAUGGAGCAUCAAGAUGAUUUCCUCAUGAACCCGAACUUGGAGGAUCUUCGAGACGAUGAUCACGAUGACUUCCUCAUGGACCCUUACUUGGAGGGUUUUUGAGAGUACGAUGAUUUCCUCAUGGACCCCAAUUUGGAGGGUUCAGAAUCCAGAAAGCAUUCUACGAGAUGACGAUUAUUAUUUUUGAUAAUAUUGCUUAAUGUUUGAAGUCUAUAAAGAAAAUUGAAUUUUCUGAAUUGAAAAUAAAUAAAAGCUAACAAAUUAUGAUUUUAUGUAAAAAAAAGGCCACAAAUUUUGUGAGCCUUAUCAAGAUAUUGAAAGUACGUUGGUCACAAUAUAUUUAUUAAUGCUUUCCAAUAAGAUCACAAACUUUCUUUGAAAAGUGAAUUUAAUUUUUUCAAAUUCAACAUUAAAUAUUAAAUUAAGCAAUUCAUCAAUACUGAAUGUUCUCAAAUUUAACAAAACUAAAGUAAUCCAUUACUUAAGUGAAAUUCUAACUUUUAAUAAAAACAAAUUGGAUACAAAUAAUGACUGAUUGACAAUAAAUCUUUUAAAAACUACAAUAGCAUGAUAGAUAUUCCAUGCUAACCAGCUUUUCUAUAUAUUUUAAAAGAUUUUUAAGAAAUAAAUAUAUCAUGACAACAGAUGCAGGUGCCUAUUGCUCAAAAGACAAAAUUGCAAAAGCCGUCUAUAAAAAUCACUGAAAUUGUUAAUCACUUUUCACAGCUAGAAAAAGAACUUUGAAGUUAGUCGACUGGCUCGUUUCUUCUUUGCCACGCCAGCUGGAUGGCCCAAAUGCUCAAAGGGCGCAUGUACCCGAUGGCACGGUAGUGUUUUUCUUCAUACAACGCCUCAGGCGUCUCGAAACCCAUGCCAAUUCGCUCGUACACUGUUUGGUAAAUGCCACCAGCGGUCUUGAACGACUCCUCCACCAUGCCCUGCAACAGCAUUUUUCUUUUUCAAUAUUUCAAGAAAGAAGUAACAGAAUAAUCCAACCUCGUGCAUCAUGAGAGCAGCAAGGGCGUAGACAGUCCCCACCCAGACCUCUUCACUCUGGAUGGUGAAAAGGUCCUUGACCCCAGAGGGCAACAUCCCAUUCACAGCCCCCAUGGUUCCAUUCUUGAACUUCAUAACGUUGAAGUUGAAAAUAGU